This is a messenger RNA of Varanus komodoensis (Komodo dragon), 1976 nucleotides long. It is a transcript of the gene CDCA7, whose product is annotated as cell division cycle associated 7. Gene Ontology annotation, biological process: regulation of DNA-templated transcription. Gene Ontology annotation, cellular component: nucleus. The coding region runs from base 32 to 1264 and encodes 410 amino acids. The record is from RefSeq and is a predicted model, not a curated record. The transcript is spliced from 10 exons. Lineage: Eukaryota; Metazoa; Chordata; Lepidosauria; Squamata; Varanidae.
ACGUCCUGCGAAUCUCAAUUCUGCUAUCAUCAUGGAUCCUUUCCGUUUGCAGAGUGACCUUACAGGACGGAAGUCCACAGCAUUCCGCAAUACCAAACUGAUUCCUAUGGAAACCUCUUCAUCCUCUGAUGACAGCUGUGACAGUUUUGGCUCUGAUAAUUUUGCAAACACGAAACCAAGCUUAAGGCCAGAAGUUGCAGAAAGAAUGGCUAAAAUUUUUAAUGAAGAUUCAGAUAAUGAGUCAUUCUGUGGCUUUUCAAGAAGUGAGAUUCAGGAGGCACUAAAACUGGAGACAGACUCUGAGGAAAAUGAUAUGAGCAAUGAUGAAGAUAAUUGUUUGCCAAAGAGGUCACAGAAACGCUCUGUUCCUCUUAAAGUUGCUAUGAAGUUCCCACUUCGAAGGUCUAAAAGGGGAAAGAGUGAAAUCAUUUCAGCCCCCAAAUCUUCCUCUGAACUAGAUGUGGAUUCAGACUCUGAUGAAGAAAGAGGUCCCAAAUUCUUAGAGAAAAGAGCUUUAAAUAUAAAGGAGAAUAAGGCCAUGCUUGCUAAACUAAUGGCGGAAUUAAAAAAUGUCCCUGGAAUUUUUACUAGGAAAACUCCACUGGCAACCCCUGCUACUAAACCACGGCGGUCCCCAAGAAAGUCAUUUCCCAGAAGUGCUCUAAGAAGGAAUCCAGAAAGAAGUUCUAGGCCUCACACAAGAUCCAGGUCUCUGAUUGAAGGCCCCCCAAGUCCCCUACCAGAUGAGGAGGAGGAAGAUCCUUACAUCUUGGUGAGAAGGAAAACAUCCAGUGAAUUCUCUGAGGAUGAAAUGGAUACUCCCAGAAGAAAACGCUGUGGUCCUAUGACUUUCCCCCAUAUUAUUCGUCCAGUAGAGGAAAUAACCGAGGAAGAGUUGAACAAUAUCUGUGAGACUGUAAGAGAUAAAGUGUAUAACCGUGUGCUGGGUUCCACCUGUCAUCAGUGUCGCCAGAAAACCACAGACACCAAGACAAACUGCCGUAACCCAGAGUGUUUUGGAGUGCGCGGUCAGUUCUGUGGGCCUUGUCUUCGCAAUCGCUAUGGAGAAGAAGUUAGGGCUGCUUUGUUGGAUCCGAACUGGUUCUGUCCACCUUGCCGUGGGAUAUGCAACUGUAGCUUCUGCAGGCAGAGAGAAGGACGGUGUGCUACAGGUGUGCUGGUUUACUUGGCCAAGUACCAUGGAUAUGACAAUGUGCACGCCUACUUGAAAAGUUUGAAACAAGAACUUGAAAUGCAAGAAUGAAGUUCUGGCACUAUUCUGCGACCAUCCAUGUUACAGUGAAUCAUCCAUCUGAUCAGAAGUUUCAAUUUUUGUUGACUGUUCUUACCAUAGAUAGAUUUUAAUGGAGAAAAAAUCCCUUUGUGGCGUUUGACGGUAGUGCCACACCGCAGAUUUGAGAGUUUGUAAUUGUGUAGAGUACAGGCACUCCAUGUCUUGUUUUAUUUUAGGUGCUGUCAGGUGUUUGAUGUGUAAUGCCAGCUGUGUUCAACUCAUUUGGAUGGUAGUGGGUUCACCCAAGGGUUGUAACUCGCAGAGAGAGCAUGCUUACUGUAAGGCUUUCCUUGGUCUCACUGUUGACUUGUUUGGUGAGACUCUGUGUAACUUGGCAAAUGUACAUGGCUAAGUGUGUUGCUUCUGCCACCAUCGUACUUGCCCGAGCCUGCCAGAACACACCUGCUCCUCACAGUCCAAUUCUACCCCUUACCCCAUGGGAAAGGGGAAAAGAGGCUACCUUUGAGAUUUCUAUUAUAACUCUUUUGCACCUGCAGUGCAUUUAGUGACAAACCAAACAGAUCCUUGAAAGCCACUGCUUUAUGCCUUGGUAGCACUGUGACUGAUGUGGUAGAACAAGUUAAACUGUACAUAUUUAGGUUUCCCCCAUGUCCCCAAGAAAGCAAUAUUGACAUUUCUUAAAUUGGGAAUUGUGGCAGUGGUCAAGCCAGUUCAAAUCAAA